Molecule: messenger RNA, 2201 nt
Organism: Symsagittifera roscoffensis
Lineage: Eukaryota; Metazoa; Xenacoelomorpha; Acoela; Convolutidae
Exons: 9
Coding region: 531-2201 (556 amino acids)
Cellular component (GO): cytoplasm
Molecular function (GO): glycosyltransferase activity
Source: RefSeq, a predicted model, not a curated record
CUUUUCGACAAGUUCAGCAACGCUGCUAUUUGAAAUGACCGGAAUUUAACUUUUAGCUUAUGCGUAGUUAAUUUGUACAAAAACAGUCUAUAUUAAAUAAAAAAUAGCAUCACGUAUUAGGAUGCGAGCCUCUAUAAACUGUAUACCCUAUAUUCCCUGUAUGCUCGACUGAUUGACGUUUUCUCAAAAAUCCCAAGUAAAGAGUACUCAAUGUACUUUUUAUUUGGACUCAAUGCUGUAAAUAAAACCUCAAACAAUUGUUUCAUCUGAACUGCAACGAACAAAGAUAUCCUGUGACUAUAAGGAGUGAUGUUUCAUCAUGCCAAAAAACAUAAGUGCUUUUAAAGUGAACACUCCAAAAAUAUGUUAUACAAAGUUGAGCAUCCAUUUAUGUGCUUCUAUUCCAGUAAAGCAUCCAAAACAUAUUGAAAUCCAACAGGGAAACGUAGUCGCACACUUUGAACUAAUUGUGUUUUUAUUUUUAUCUUUCUUAUAAAUUGAGCUACCCAAACUGAUAAGUAGCUUCUCAGAUGCGUCUUUUGGGCGACCAACUGACGAUGAUGCAGAGGGCGAAACAGACAGUGAAGACACUGGUGGUUGUGACGCUCUUCACUCUAAUGGGCAACUUGGUGGAUGACUUCUACACUAACCCUCCUUCGCCCGCCUUCAUCAUGAGCAGAGUUCGCCAUUUAGUGUCGACUCUGAGUCCAGUGGACUCCAAUGACCAGUUUAUCACUUUUGAUCUCUCGCCAUCCGAGCCAAGCUUGCCGAAAGACUUCAAGCCUCUAAUCAUUCACAUGUUCCGAGCAUAUCACGACACGAGACUGGUGGCCGACCGAACUCGAGUGACGGCGUUGCUGCUGGUCGAGAACUCUGCUGUCAGCCACAUUUCAUCCCCAGAUCGGCCGCAACUGCAGGAACUGUUUUGCCUCGUGAAUGAGACGAAUGUGAAAGCACUGGUCCAUAAAAUGGGAAUCAUGUACAAGUUCCAGUACAAGGGUGCCAUUUUCGGGGAAUUUAUUCUCAGAUGUGAAAUUAACACUACACAACCUGUAGAAAACUUUCAGAUUGUGUGGAACAAGCAGAGGUCGCCUGUGCUUCCCGUGGAGCAGAUCAGCCGGCCGAGGGAGAAGAGGGCUCUUGGGUUCUGUGGGUCCAACUGGUACCACAUCAGGGGCCAGGAGUCAACAUCAGUGUCCACUCUCAUCGAAUGGUUUGAGUACCACAAGUACAUGGGGGUGGAGAAGUUCCACGUGAGGGUGUCGACGGAGGAGGGGGCUGCCAUGGCCCCCGAGGCACUCAGUCUGGUCCAGCUGUACAGGGAGAUGGGAGUGGUGGAGCUCCAACCGGCCAUCACCAUACCCACACCCUCGGGAAACCACUCCUUCUUUUCCCCGGAUGAUGAUUAUCCCUCCUCCACUCCCCUCUCCGUUGAGAGUCAGUUGUGGGUGAAGUCUCAGUCUCUGCAGCUGGUGGGGCUGAACGACUGCCUCCAUCGCAACAUGUUCAAGUACCAACACAUCCUCAUCAUCGACACCGAUGAACUCCUCGUCACAGACCGAAUAGUCCCCAAAGCACUCACUCAACUAGUACAAAACGUAACUGAAUCCACUGGACUGAUAGCCAACCUGCGGUUCCGAGAGAGGAGGUUCUACAAGAACUGUGACCAGUUCGUCAACACCACCCAAUCUCCUCUCGUUGAAUUCAAUGGAAGCCUGGUCAAGCAGACAAACUUGCUCAAGUUCAAAUCAUACGCCAAAUCAUACCUGGAUUCGGCGGAUAGUAAGACGUGGAGGAACCCCAAUGCUAAGAGCAUCAUUUGCCCAGAAGUGUGUGCAAUGACAAGUGCGCAUAGAUGCACCCAGACACUUGAGGAGUACUCGCUAAACCAGGCGAGAAGCACAAUGAAGCGAGGUACUCUUCAAAUCAGACAAGUGAAUGACAAGAUUGAGAAGCAAAGAAGGAGAAACAUUUACUUUCUAGACCCGCGUCAUUUCGGAGUUCACCACUACCGCCAAGUAGACGGAGUAAGAGACAAAGGAAUACCCCCCAAGGAGAUGAUCGCCCAGUACUGCGAAAAAGUAAGACACAAGUCGGCCAACUGGGAAUUAGGCCGGGCCAACAUGCGCGGUGUAGUCGAAAUAGGACACAAUAUACAGUACAUGGAACAUGUUUUGGGCGUUUCGCAAAUACGAACUUAG